GCAAAAAGACGGCAGAAGAAAAUGUUCUUGACAGAUGAUUAGACUGGGGAAGUAAAGAAAUAAAAGUACACCUAGUAUGUUGUUUACUUCAAAACUAGAUAUGAAUCGAACCACGUAGCAUAAUUUAUUGUUGAACAUGUGACGUUUCUGCACUUAAAGACUAAACUAAAACAUAUUUCUUAUUUACUGAUGCAUAUAUUAUUCUCAAUACAAAAAUUAUAAUGAGUUACCGUGCUUUUGUGGCAGUUUUUUGGAUUAUAAUGUUUGGAUUAUUUAUAACUCAUAAUAGAAAGAUUUCAUGUAUGAGUGCAGAAGAAAAAGAUCAAUUUAAGGAACAAGCUAAAGAAAUGUUUUAUCAUGCCUACCAAGCUUACAUGGACCAUGCUUAUCCAGCUGAUGAACUAAUGCCUUUAAGUUGUAAAGGAAGGUAUCGUGAUAUUGAGCCUAAUAGAGGAGAUGUAGAUGAUGCUCUUGGAAACUUUUCUCUAACAUUGGUAGACACAUUAGAUACUUUAGUGGUGCUAGGAGAUUUUGAUGAAUUUGAGGUUGCUGUGAAAAAGGUUAUCAAAGAUGUUUCGUUUGAUAAUGAUGUUGUGGUUUCUGUGUUUGAGACAAAUAUUCGUAUGUUAGGGGGGUUGCUUAGUGGACAUAUUCUUGCUGCAUAUCUCCAAGAGCAUUUCAAAAGGAUGCAUUGGUAUCGAGGAGAGCUGUUAAAUAUGGCUCGAGAUUUGGGCUACCGUCUCAUUCCUGCUUUUAACACAACUACUGGAGUGCCUCACCCUAGAAUCAACCUUAGGUAUGGUUUGAAAUCACCCAAACUUGGAGUUGUAAGAGAAACAUGUACAGCAUGUGCUGGUACAAUGAUUUUGGAGUUUGCUGCUUUGAGUCGACUGACUGGAGAACCUAUAUUUGAAGAAAAGGCUAGAGCUGCUAUGGAUUACCUUUGGCAGCAGAGGCAUCGAACGAGUGAUCUGAUGGGAACUGUACUGAAUAUACAUAAUGGAGAUUGGAUACGUAGAGAUAGUGGUGUUGGUGCUGGAAUCGAUUCAUAUUAUGAAUAUUGUCUGAAAGCUUACAUCCUUUUGGGUGAUGAUGUAUACUUGGAACGAUUUAAUAAGCAUUACUCAGCUGUUAUGAAGUAUAUUAGCCAAGGACCUUUGCUUGUAGAUGUGCACAUGCAUCGGCCUCAUACAAAUUCUAGGAAUUUUAUGGAUUCAUUACUAGCAUUUUGGCCUGGUCUGCAGGUUCUUAAAGGAGAUAUUAAACCAGCUAUAGAAACUCAUGAAAUGCUUUACCAAGUUAUGCAGAGACAUAAUUUUCUACCUGAGGCUUUUACUGUGGAUUUUCAAGUGCAUUGGGGGCAACAUCCACUUCGACCUGAAUUUGUGGAAAGCACAUAUUUUUUAUAUAAGGCUACAAAUGAUCCAUAUUACUUAGAAGUGGGGAGAAAAGUUUUGGAUAGUUUACAAAAAUAUGCUAGAGUGCCAUGUGGCUUUGCAGCUGUUAAAGAUGUCAGGACUGGUAGUCAUGAAGAUAGAAUGGAUUCUUUUGUACUGGCUGAAACAUUAAAAUACCUCUACCUUCUAUUUGCCAAUAAAGAUGAACUCACCCUUGAAGUGGAUGAUUUUGUAUUUACCACUGAAGCACAUCUAUUACCUCUUAGCUUGGCAAGAAUCAAUAAUUCUAGUCUAGUUGAAUCUCAGAAGUUGCCUAGCCUCGAGGAGAGUACGAUAGAAGACUUCACGCACAGCUGCCCUAACACCAAUUACUUGUUUCCAGAAGGUCGAAACUUUGCUCAAACCAUUCGUAUUCCUCUGAAAAACCUUGUGGAAGAAGUUUGUCCAUCUAAUAAGUCUCCUAUGCGGACACUUCAUGCAUCUGAGUUCCAAGGUACUAACAAAGACCACCUUGAAGCUGUGAAAAAAAUGGGUAUAACUGUGAUAAAAUUACCAGAUGGUAGGAUUCAGAUGAUACAUAAUGUGUCUAUGGCUGAAUCUCCUGAACGAGCACAAGAAGGCAUAAUGUUUAUGCAAGAAUUGGUUGAACAAUCUAGAGCACCAAAUUAUAUGGACGAUUUUCCUUCUGCAGAGGAAUAUCAGACCGUUUUUUACUAUACUCGUGAUACGAAAAACAGAAAAUUACUUCAAGCCUGCCCUGCUAAAUUUGGAUUGGAUGUUCGUGGUAAACCUCCUAUUGAAUCUAAAUUAGCUAUAGCUGAGCCUUUGAAAGCUUGUUCUCCAAUUGAGAAUAGAAUCGAAGUGAGAGGAAAGAUUGCUAUUAUUAAAAGGGGGAGUUGCAUGUUUAUUGAAAAGGCUCGCAACGUACAAAAUGCAGGUGCUGUUGCUGCUAUUGUGAUAGAUAAUGUCCCAUCAACGAGCACAAGAAGAACAAAAAUGUUCUCAAUGGAUGGCCAUGGCAAAGACGAUGUGACCAUCCCUGUGGUGUUUUUAUUUACAGAAGAAGCCAAUAUUCUCAUGAGAGCUCACAGAGAGAAGCCGGAUAUGAUAGUUGGCAUAACAGAUGGAUCUAUUAUGUCAGAUACUUAUGAGGAGCCUCCAGUUCUUCAAAAUUCUGUGAGUGAAGAUGAGGCCCUAAAGCUGUCAACAGAAGUGGAGUUUGUUGAUUCCACUCCCUCUCCAAAGUCACUUGAGCCUGAUGAAUUUAUUACAGCAAAGAAACCAGAAUCAUUUGAUGAGGAUGGUUCCAUUUCUGCUCAGAAACGAGUGCAAAUAUUGCUCAGCAAAUUGCAGAAUCUCCAACAGAUCAAGUCUGACCUGGAUCAUAUACUGUCUCAAUCAAAAGAAACAAGCGGUGAACAUAAAAACAUUGUGAAGCAACCAAAAAAGCAGCCAAAGCCAAGAAAAGAAGGGUUAAAACAUGGAAAAGGGUCAUAUCAAGAGAUUGCCGGUGAUGAAGAUUUCGCUGAUGCUCUCGAAAGGCUCAUGAAAAAAGAAAAAAUUUUAGAAAUUGAUCAGGAUGUGCAAGUGAUCCUUUCGAGUCUACGAGAGUUGGUGCAAAUACAAACAUCUGCUUUAAACAAGAAACUGUGCUUUGAAAACAGUAGUGUCAAUCCAUUGCACAACAAAGAAGCAUUUAUUCAAUUCAUAACAACCAAAAAAACUGAUUCAUCUGUCAAUAACAUUAAGUCUGCCUGUUCAGAUCCUAAAUUAGACGUGGCACGCAUGGGAGAAAAUAUUAAUGGUCAACAUAUAUCAUAUACAGCCAGAACUGAAAUAUCAUUUUCUACAUUGAAGAAUGGAGAUUUAUGACAACUGUAAUAGGAUAUAACUUUUUAAAAAAAUUAUUCUUUGAGGAUAUCAAAAUAGAUGUUAUGGCAAUAUUUUAAUUGUUGGUAUAAGAAUACUUCAUUAAGUAUAGAACUAAAUUUUAUGUUAUUUUUUUGACAAGGAAGUUCCAGUUAUAUUGUAAGAACUACAGAAAAUAUGAAAGAUCAGGAUUAUUUCAAAAGUACAUUAAAAUGUACAUUAUAAUUAAGAAAUUUCUCUUGUAACAAAUAAUUUAGAGUAAGAAACCAUAAGAGUUUCAGCACUUCCCUAUCCAACUUGUAUGCACAGUCAUUUCUGAGAAAAUGUUUCAGAAGGCAUUGAGUUGAUUUUUUCAAUAUGCAAUCCAAAUACCAAGUAUUGGUAAAUUUGGCUGUCCUGGCAUUUUUCUGCAUGAAUUAGUUUUCAUGUAAUGUUUGAAAAUUUAAAUUCGUUUUCAACAAAGGUCCCCCCUCCCUAAAAAAAAAAAAAAAAAAAAAAAUAGUGAGAAAAAAUAUUUUUAUUUCUUUUUAAAUGCUUAUAUUAUAUAAGAGAAAAGUAUUAGUGCUAUGAAAAGAACAGCUUUCCUACAAAAAUAUUUGUAUUUUGCUAUAAAAUUUUAUCUUUAUUUUAUUGAAGUGGGUUUUAACUUAUAUGCUUUUCUUGCAUACUCACUUCUAUGCAUUCUUCCGAAUUUUAAUUUUAAGUUAUAAUGCUCAAUUUAAUCAUCAUAACUUAUUAUAGAGCAUUUAAUGUAUUUAUAACUUUUUUAAAGUUGGGAAUGAUAUUUUGAAUUUCAAAGCAUAUAGAUGUUUACAUAAAAUUGCAAUAAAUUUUUUUUUUCUGAAUUUUAUUUGGAUAUUCUUUUAAUAUAAAAGUAUUUGAUAAUUUUUAUCACAAAAAAAAUUCAAAGGAACUUUCAUUCAAAUAUCAAAAUAUUUAUUUAAAAUGUAUAAUGUCUGAUUUAAAAUUUUAGCUAGAGAUUUGCUAUAUAAAAAUUUCUAAUCAUGGAAAUAAAAUUAAUUUCCAAUUUUAUAUUUGCCUGUAUUUCCAUUUUUAAAAUAAACAGCAUUAUUUCAAAGCUAGAUUUAACUGCUUUGAUAUCAUCUUAGCUUUAAACUCAGUUUGAUUUUGUAGUAAGCCUAUGCUAUCAAAGAAUAUCAUUAAGUGCAAUAACAAAGCAUUCUUAUGCCAUUUAUAAAAAUCCUCUUAAAUUUUAGUGAUGGUUGAUGGGCCAGUAUUACUGUAUUGCAAUUGAAGUCAACUAGUACUAAUUUAUUUUUAAACUAACAUUAAAAAAAAAAUUUUUUUUUUUCCUUUUUCUUAAAUAUUUUAUAACCGUAAGUUAAAAAAAUAUAUUUGUCAUAACAUCUAUAAUUGAUCACCUCACCUAUUUAGGUUUUCUAGUUUCAUUCCCUCCAUCUUUCAGACUUUCUCCGAUUUAAUUUAUUUUUAAGAUUAUAAAAUCUAAUGCUGAUUUUUAUCGGCAUUUUUUCAGACUUAGUUUUAUAAAGCUAAGUAGAUCUAUUUAAGGAAUUUUUACUCUAGAGUUCCAUUUGUAAAUAGAGAUCUAAGUCCUUAUGAAACUGAGUUAUCAUUAAUAUGAUAUUAUUUUUAAAAAGUUUUUAUUAUUUAUGAAAGCAAGAGAAUAUAAAAAUUUUGUGUUGUGUUUGAAAUUAAAAUUCUUCCCUGAAAUAUAUAUUUAAAUGCUUGGUUAUGUGAUAUUGGUAUCCGAAGUUGAUAUAUUGUGCUCAAAUAUCAUUUCUUAUAAUGUGAUAGUAGAUUUGACAGUUAUGAGUUGCAUGCUGUCGUGCAAAUUAUUUACUAUUAACACCAAAUUUGAAAAAUUUAUUUUAACAUAGAUAUUGCAUUACAAUUUGUAUUCUUAUUUAUUGAUCGGCGUAAAGCAAUAUUAUGAUCAAUUAUCCCAUUCUCAUUUAUUCUAUCUCGAUUCUUUUUCAAUGAUUUAUUUACAUCAGGACUUCUUGUAGUAUACUAGAUCAUGAUUGAAAGUGGAAUCCCACAAAAAAAUAUGAUUGUCUGCAUUUUCUAUCCAAAUAAUUUGCAUAAAUAGGGUUACGAACAUCGGAAGAAAAAGUUUAGAAUCCCUUAUCAGUUUAUUAUGGGGUCAAAAACUGCAUUAUAUUUAAGUGAUAAGGAUUACUCCUACAAAAUAUUGGUUGGCGCUGUAAUAAUGGAUUUCAUGCUGUAAUAUGAAAAAAAAAAAAAAUUGAUAUUGAAUACAAAUAAAGAUUAUGUUGGUGAAAA
Molecule: messenger RNA, 5531 nt
Organism: Argiope bruennichi
Lineage: Eukaryota; Metazoa; Arthropoda; Arachnida; Araneae; Araneidae
Product: ER degradation-enhancing alpha-mannosidase-like protein 3
Exons: 22
Coding region: 222-3269 (1015 amino acids)
Biological process (GO): mannose trimming involved in glycoprotein ERAD pathway; carbohydrate metabolic process; endoplasmic reticulum mannose trimming
Cellular component (GO): membrane; endoplasmic reticulum
Molecular function (GO): calcium ion binding; mannosyl-oligosaccharide 1,2-alpha-mannosidase activity
Source: RefSeq, a predicted model, not a curated record